Racocetra persica is the source of this 219-nucleotide messenger RNA. NCBI's taxonomy places the organism in Eukaryota, Fungi, Glomeromycota, Glomeromycetes, Diversisporales, Gigasporaceae. The record is from the annotation of a GenBank genome assembly.
AUAAUGGUGAGCCGUAUGAUAAUGAACUAUAUUAUGAUAAGCCAUAUUAUGAUAAGCCAAAUAGUGAUGAAAUUGAUGGUGAUGAAAUGGAUUAUGAGCCGGAUAGUGGUGAAAUAGAUUAUAAACCGAAUGAUAGCGAAUUAGAAUAUUUGGACAAAAAUAUUAUGGACGGUAUAAUGAGAGAAUACGAAGAAUCAUUUGAUACUCUAAUAGAUAAAG